Molecule: messenger RNA, 2427 nt
Organism: Labrus bergylta (ballan wrasse)
Lineage: Eukaryota; Metazoa; Chordata; Actinopteri; Labriformes; Labridae
Gene: eif4e3
Product: eukaryotic translation initiation factor 4E family member 3
Biological process (GO): translational initiation
Cellular component (GO): eukaryotic translation initiation factor 4F complex
Molecular function (GO): RNA 7-methylguanosine cap binding; translation initiation factor activity
Source: RefSeq, a predicted model, not a curated record
UUUUUCUGUUGUUGUGACGGCGCAAACCGGGAAAGAGACCAAUGAGUCAGCUGCUGAUAGGGGUUAAUUUUACCUAACGAACCUAUAUAUAUACACGCAUCGAUAACAGUCCUGCUGGAAACAAGUAUAGGGAAGAUCUGCUAGUUUUUGACGACGGUUUUUCCAAGAGGUAACAAUGGCAGUUCCGGUAGCUGCGUUUCCACUGAACACAUCAUCCAGCCCGGGUUUGCUGGAGCACAACAUUCACAUCAGCGACAGAGAUUUGGAGAGGAUUUCAAGUGACAACGAUAACGACACUCUGCCUUUGCAUUCUCCGUGGACUUUUUGGCUCGAUCGGUCUCUACCUGGAACUACAGCAGCUGAAUGCGAGUCAAACCUGAAGAAAAUCUACACGGUUGAGACUGUCCAGAACUUCUGGAGAGUUUACAACAACAUACCCGGGGUCUCCAGUCUGCCGCUGAGAUGUAGCUACCAUCUGAUGCGAGGAGAGAGAAAACCCCUCUGGGAAGAAGAGAGCAAUGCUAAAGGUGGUGUUUGGAAAAUGAAAGUGCCCAAAGAAUGCACUUCUGCAGUGUGGAAAGAGUUGCUGUUGGCGACCAUUGGAGAACAGUUCAGUGAUUAUUGUGCCUCAGAUGAUGAAGUUGUCGGGGUCAGCGUCAGCGUAAGAGACAGAGAGGAUGUCUUUCAGGUGUGGAACGGAAAUGCUUCAUGUGCUAAUGAGUCAAAGAUCUUAGGGAGGAUCAAUGAGCUCCUCCCACAAAUACCCUUUAAAGCUGUCUUUUACAAACCACACGAGGAGCACCAUGCAUUUGAAGGAGGUCGACCAAGACAUUAGCACAGCUCGAACAGCAGAACACCUUUAGAUGUACUUGUUAAAUGCUUAUUUUGGAUAAUGUUUGGGCAAAAUUUUGAUGCAGUUGAGUUUAACGUUGCUGUAUUUGUGUCAUCUAAAUUACCUCAAAAUGUAGCCGAUGUAUUAUUAAUCUUAGUGGAUGGGGUUUUUCAUCUUCUGAGCACUUCUGUCAUCCAUCACGUGACCCAGAAUACUUUUAUUAUUGUCACUUUUAUUAAGUAGAAAACCCCUUUUAGUUUGAUUUUAUCUACGACAGUGUUUGUAUGUUUUUAUACUGAAACAUUUUGCAGAACCAAAAACAGCAGAUCAUGUACAGUCAGGUUGUUUUUAGAUGUAUUAUAGCAUAGUUGUUGUUUCCUGAGAACAGAAAUAGCUUGGUUGGUCUUUAAAUUGAAUCUAGUUUUUGGAAGAGCAGGAGGCUCGGUUCCACAAAUUGAACCUGUAUUAUCACUUUACAUUACAAGGCUUUUCUAGUCGCCUCUUUUCCCUGUUUUGUUUGUUACAGCCAAAACACUGCUGCCUAUACUGGAGAACCUACGGAUUAAGUAUGCUGUAAUUCUACCAUUCGAGCAGACAAUUGCACAUUUGUCUUUGUUUUUUUCCCGUUUCUUUCUUUAGGAUAAUCUUGAUUUGUGGAAAGCUUAUGUUCACGUUGCAAUUUCAAGACCCCAGUGCACAAAAAUCGUAGGUAGACGCUGAGAAAGAUAUGCAAUCAUUUUUUAUUCUGCAGAAUAUGUAGUGUCAUGGUUGUUAGUUUGUUCAAGCUCUGCCCUAAAUCAAGCACUUUGUUUUCUUACUGUUUGUGUUAAGUCACCAGAUAGUCCUUCUCGGUUUACAUGGAGUUAUGAUGACUGAGACCAAAUCCAGCUUGGUUUUGUGUCGUCACCCUUUUCUGAUCAAUCGUAAAACUGUUUUGGUUCACGUUGAGUUUUUCUUUUUUUUCUGCUUUAGUGUAGAAAACGAGGUUAUUCAAUGUGUUUUUAUGUAUUCAACUGACUUGUGUUCAAAUUAAAUUUGUGAAAACAACCAUUUUGGAUUAUGCUGCCUAUAGGAUAAAUACUGAAUAAUCAAACCCCCCUAAACCUUCACAAAAAUAAGCUGUAUAUGCACUGAUCAAAAUCUGAUUUGAGCAGUUAUUACACAUCUCAGCCAGCACUUUUAUGGUCCAUUUCUGUGCAGAUUAUUCUGAGUUCUACAUAUAGUACAUGGGUAGAAGAGUCAUUUCUUUGUAGUCAUGAAGUAUUCUUUGAAACCCGCAGAGAGACUGUUCAUGCUAAAACAUUCAUUUGAGGAGGUGCCAAAAAAUAGCUGAAUUUUACCCCUCACCCUUAAUCUUCAUGUAAUAAUGUUUAAAGUAGUGGAAUAAUGACAUUUCAAUGCUAUAUCAUUGAACAUACACAGUUGACCACUCACUUACGAUCUCAGACUUUGUAAAUGAUUGUUGAUCUUGGAUGGUGCCUUGUGUUCACCAGCAGUUUAGAAUGUCACACGUGUUCAGCAUGUUGGAUUUAUAAAGACUCAUGUUUCUCGAUUAGUUUUACACAUGUUUGACAAAUAAAGAAGCAUCAACUUCA